Diuraphis noxia (Russian wheat aphid) is the source of this 829-nucleotide messenger RNA. RefSeq names its product elongin-C. Lineage: Eukaryota; Metazoa; Arthropoda; Insecta; Hemiptera; Aphididae. The record is from RefSeq and is a predicted model, not a curated record. Gene Ontology annotation, biological process: ubiquitin-dependent protein catabolic process.
GUAACCAUAUUAUUUUGUUUAUUUAUAAUCGCGUUGUUGUCGACGACGAAUUUAAGUUUGAUAACGCCACCGCGGCCCGCGGCAUAUCAAGAAAUGAGAAUCUAGUUUAGAGAUAUCAAAAUAUUAUGCCCCUCUAUAUAGUGUACGAAUGUACGAUACAACGAUUGACUUUCUCACUGGCCUCGGUCAUAAGUCAUAACCAGUAACGGCAGUAACCACUCUUGGAGGCUUUUAGUGUCGAUCGGGUCGCAAUUACACUUCGUCCGCCCCCAACUCGGCCGUCUGGACUUGAUAUCAACCGUUUAUUUCGUCGUCUGUGUCCUUCCUGUCCGUGAACGUCAUUGAUCACACGUGUGAAAACAUGAGUGUCGACAUGGUGGAAGACGGUCAGGAUGAGGAGAAUUCGGCAUACGGUAGCUGUGAGGGUCCAGAUGCCAUGUAUGUCAAACUGAUCUCAAGUGAUGGGCAUGAGUUUAUUGUUAAACGGGAGCAUGCUUUGAUGUCGGGCACCAUAAAAGCCAUGUUGAGUGGGCCUGGCCAGUUUUCAGAAAACGAAACAAAYGAAAUCCAUUUCAGGGAAAUACCUUCUCACGUUUUACAAAAGGUUUGUAUGUACUUCACAUAUAAAGCUCGUUAUACAAACAGCUCAACCGAGAUUCCAGAGUUCCCUAUUCCACCACAAAUCGCUUUGGAACUUCUGAUGGCAGCCAAUUUUUUGGAUUGUUAAUGUUGAGUAAUAAAAACAGAUAUUUACAAACUAUUAAAAUUUCAGAAUUUAAAUUCUUAAUCUAAAUUUUUUAAACAUUCUUGUAUCCAUUAUCUUGAUACU